Messenger RNA from Oryzias melastigma (Indian medaka), 2220 nucleotides. It is a transcript of the gene noxa1, whose product is annotated as NADPH oxidase activator 1. Gene Ontology annotation, biological process: superoxide anion generation. The transcript is spliced from 17 exons. The record is from RefSeq and is a predicted model, not a curated record. Gene Ontology annotation, molecular function: superoxide-generating NADPH oxidase activator activity; protein binding. Bases 206 to 1771 code for a protein of 521 amino acids. NCBI's taxonomy places the organism in Eukaryota, Metazoa, Chordata, Actinopteri, Beloniformes, Adrianichthyidae.
GGACCAUAAAAAGAUUAAAUCUCUGUAAUUUCUCAAACUUCAAUACCACUUUGGAACAACAUUUUACACGUCUGAGAACCAUGCUGGCACAGGUGGGUGGAGACUUCCAGAUGAGCAGACGGAGUAAAGCCAGACGUGCACAGAGACUGGCAGGACGCUCAGCAGCCUGAGACCCAGGAGACACGCUCCAGUUCGUGCUGCCAACAUGCUUUAUUCCGAGUUACUGAAGCUGUGGGACGAGUCUGUGCAGGCUAUGGACAGCCAGGACUGGCAAGGAGCUCUGGAGAAACUCCAGCAGGUGCAGGAGCCCACCUCCCGCAUUCUGUUCAACGCCGCCUCCGCUAACCUGGCCCUGGGACACCUGGACACGGCCCUGAAGUGUUUAGAUCUCACCAUCACCAAGGACGAGCGCUUUGCUGUUGGCUUCUUCCAGAGAGCGGCGGUGAACAUGCAGCUGGAGAGGUUGGAGGACGCUCUAUCAGACUGCAUCUGGGCUCAGAAGCACAUGAGAAAGAAUGCAGUCAUUGACUACAAGCAGCUGGGACUGCGAUUCAAGCUGUGCAGCUGGCAGGUGGUGCACAAUGCAGCGGCUGUGUACUGUCGGAUGGGCCAGUGGGAGCAGGCCAGGGAGGUGCUGCAGCAGAGGUCCACAGGAGGAGGGGGGCACCUGGAGGCUGCUCUGGACAGCAUUGAAAGGGGGGAGCUGCUGACUCCUCUGAUGGUCCCCGAGAAUCUGGUGUUCCGGCCCAGGAAACAGGAAGUCGAGCAGCUUCAGAAGAAAGACUUCCUGGGAAAACCAAAGGUGAUCUCCUCAACGAUUCCUAACGAUGAUUUUGGAGGUUUUGAACCUCUGAGGCAGCAGAGGCCGGGUUUCUACGAGCCCAAGGUGGAUGGAGCUCAAGAAUCUCGGUACAUGCGAGUGCGGACCCCGUACAUGGCUCGGGCUCCGGAGCAGCUGACUGUACCCGGGGGGGUGGUGGUGUUUUUAUUUGGGGAGGAGGACCGAGAUGGAAUGAUUAAUGUGAUCCAUGAUGGACAGAGAGGCCUGCUGCCCGUCUCCCUGCUGGAGCCCACUGAGGUCAACACCCCCAAAGCCAAAAAGGACAAUAGCAUUCCCAAUGGAAUCCCCCUCCCACCAGCACUCCAGCCUCCCGGUCGGCCUCAGGCCAGGCUGGGCCCGGCGGCUCCUCGUCGAGAUACUCCACCUCCGUCCUCCACCACUUCAGCCCACGCACCGCCUUCCUCCACUUUGCCCCCAAAGCAUGCGGCCAACACAGGACAUGAGCAGCAUUCAGGCUCGUCAGAGGAAGGGUCGGUGGUGGUGAAGGUCCACUACACAUACACGGUGGCUGUGAGCGUCCCCCUGAACACUCCCUACCACGAGCUGAAGCAGCGCGUUGCUCAGAAACUGGGCCGUCCAGCAUCUGAGCUGUGCCUCAGACACAAACAGAGAGGCUCCCAUGUGCUGAGCCCUCUGAGCGGGGAGCCUGGCUGCACCCUGCAGGACCUGGCUGUGGCCGGCAGAGCCACCCUGUGGUGCCAGAAAGAAGACCCUUUGGCCAGCCGAAACAUCCUCUACCAGAUGGUGGCACUGUACAACUAUGACGCCCAGGGUCCAGAAGACCUGGAGUUUAGUGAAGGAGACACCAUUGACAUUCUGAGUGAAGUCAAUGAGGAGUGGUUGGAGGGACAUUGUGCGGGAAACAUCGGCAUCUUCCCCAGCUGCUUUGCCUACAGGGAGAACAGCGCCGUUUACACCUCUCAGAUUUAAAGACAAAUGUUUUUCUGAAUAAUCCUGUGGCAACACCUUUGACUGUACAGGAGAACUGGACUGAGUGAGUGUGAUGUCAGCCAUAGAAACAAAAACAAGCUAAUUCUGUUGAUAUUUUUCUGUGAUACAGACAUCCAUUUGGAUCCAGAUGAGGUUAAAAAUCAGCAAUUGGUCUGAGUCAACAUUUCUAUGGCAACUACUUUAACCAAUCAGGAGGGAGCUUGUUGGAAGUCCACACCCCUUCCACUGAAAGCGGCUCAGGAGAAUCAAUCGUUUCAAAUGCUUGAGGUGGGGCCAGUGGACACCAAAGACUUUCACUGAAGCUUCUGAUUGGUCAGUUUAUAUCUUGAAUAACUUGCAAUAAAGAGAAAAUAUGAAACAAUGAGGAUUAUCAAAAGCAUGUUAAAAAGAGACACAAGAGAAAAAUGGUUAUUCUGACCAAUAGAAUG